CUCCUCCGCCUGUGAGCGCGCGGGGACGCGGGAGCGAACGUCAGAGAUCCAAGGACAGAGCGGCGCGCGAGCAUCAGGUCACCGGGAGUCCGCGAGCAUCACGAGACCGAACCGAGACACGACGGACCGGAACCAGCGGGGGACAGGAGAGGACAACCGGAGGACGGAACCGGAGACAAGAACCGGAGAGGAGAACCGGAGCUUCUGAAUCAACAGGACGCAUCACGGAGCAGAACCGGGACCCGCCGAGCUCCGGGGUCUCCGUCUGAGGACGAACCGAGCAGCACCGGAGCUCCACCGGGUCACACAUUCACGGAAAAACCAACAACCUUUAACUCAAAGGACCCGGAGCUGCCCGGUACCGACAGAAGCGACGGAGGGAAUCAACAGGAGACCGGAGAACGACGCAGUUAACCGGAGAACCAGGACUAGAACCAGGACCAGAACCACGACCUUCAGCUGUAUCAUGUUGCCCCAGGGCGUGCUGCUGCUGGCGGUGCUGCAGUGCUGCUCGGUGGCUCUGUGCGGCUGUGAGCCCCGCCAGGUGAACGUGGGGGCGGUGCUUAGCCAGAAGCGCUAUGAGCAGGUGUUCAAGGAGGCGGUGCUUCAGGCCAACGCUCUGUACGGCCGAGACAAGUUCAAGAUGAACGCCAUCUCAGUGACGCACAAACCCAACGCCAUCCAGAUGGCGCUGUCCGUCUGCGAGGACCUCAUCUCCAACCAGGUUUAUGCCAUCCUGGUCAGCCAUCCCCCUCAGUCCAACGACCACCUGACGCCGACGCCGGUCUCCUACACGGCCGGGUUCUACCGGAUCCCUGUGGUCGGCCUGACGACACGCAUGUCCAUCUACUCCGACAAGAGCAUCCACCUGUCCUUCCUGAGGACGGUGCCUCCAUACUCCCACCAGGCCCACGUCUGGUUCGACCUGAUGAGAGAGUUCAGGUGGAACCACAUCAUCCUGAUCGUCAGCGACGACCACGAAGGUCGAGCUGCUCAGAAGAGACUGGAGACGCUGCUGGAGGAGCGAGAGACCAAGACUAAAAACAGGAACUAUGAAAACCUCGACCAACAGAACUUUGACUUCAGGAGAACACCCAAGGCCGAGAAGGUUCUGCUGUUCAGCCCGGAGACCAACCUGACGGCGCUGCUGCUGGAGGCCAAAGACCUGGAGGCCCGAGUCAUCAUCCUCUCUGCCAGUGAGGACGAGGCUGCUGCCGUCUACAAAGCUGCCCGGCAGCUCAACAUGACCGGUUCUGGUUACGUUUGGCUGGUUGGAGAACGAGAGAUGACGGGCAAAGCUCUGAGUGAAGCUCCAGACGGCCUGCUGGGCCUCCAGCUGAUUAACGGUAAGAACGAGUCGGCCCACAUCGCCGACGCCGUGGCGGUGGUCGCUCAGUCGCUACAGGAGCUGUUUGAGAAGGAGAACAUCACGGAGCCUCCGCGGGGCUGCGUAGGAAACACCAACAUCUGGAGGACCGGGCCGCUCUUCAAACGGGUGCUGAUGUCAUCAAAGUACCCCGACGGCCUGACGGGACGAAUCGAGUUUAACGACGACGGCGACCGGCGCUUCGCCACCUACAGCAUCCUGAACUACCAGCAGAAACCAGGGCGCCUCGUCCAGGUCGGAGUCUUCAACGGCUCACAGGUUGUCAUGAACCCUCAGAGAAAAAUCAUCUGGCCUGGAGGAGAAACCGAGAAACCAGUCGGAUACCAGAUGUCGACAAAACUCAAGAUUGUGACGAUCCAUCAGGAACCUUUUGUUUAUGUAAAACCCACAAAGACUGACGGGACGUGUAAGGAGGAGUUCACCGUUAACGGAGUUCUCAUCAAGAAGGUCAUCUGUACCGGACCCAACGGAACCAUACCAGGUCAACCCAUCGUUCCUCAGUGUUGCUAUGGUUUCUGCAUCGAUCUGCUCAUCAAGCUGGCCAUGAGCAUGAACUUCACCUACGAGGUUCACCUGGUGGCUGACGGCAAGUUUGGAACACAGGAACGGGUGAACAACAGCAAUAAGAAGGAGUGGAACGGGAUGAUGGGGGAGCUGCUCGGAGGUUUAGCCGACAUGAUCGUAGCUCCUCUCACCAUCAACAAUGAGCGCGCUCAGUACAUCGAGUUCUCCAAACCGUUUAAAUAUCAGGGGCUCACCAUCCUCGUCAAGAAGGAAAUCCCUCGCAGCACUCUGGAUUCGUUCAUGCAGCCGUUCCAGAGCACACUGUGGCUGUUGGUCGGUCUGUCGGUCCAUGUGGUGGCAGUGAUGCUUUACCUACUAGACCGGUUCAGCCCGUUUGGAAGGUUUAAAGUGAAUAGUGAAGAAGAAGAAGAAGACGCCCUCACCCUGUCCUCCGCCAUGUGGUUCUCAUGGGGAGUACUGCUGAACUCUGGCAUCGGAGAGGGAGCUCCACGGAGCUUCUCGGCCAGGAUUCUGGGGAUGGUGUGGGCAGGAUUCGCCAUGAUCAUCGUAGCUUCCUAUACUGCUAACCUGGCAGCCUUCCUGGUGCUGGACCGGCCUGAGGAGCGCAUCACUGGCAUCAAUGACCCCAGGCUGCGUAACCCAUCAGAUAAGUUCAUCUACGCCACAGUGAAGCAGAGCUCGGUGGAUAUUUACUUCAGACGGCAGGUGGAACUGAGCACCAUGUACCGGCACAUGGAGAAACACAACUACGAGAGCGCCGCUGAGGCUAUCCAGGCUGUCCGAGACAACAAACUCCACGCCUUCAUCUGGGACAGUGCUGUGUUGGAGUUCGAAGCAUCGCAGAAGUGCGACCUGGUGACGACGGGAGAACUGUUCUUUCGCUCCGGCUUCGGGAUCGGAAUGAGGAAAGACAGUCCAUGGAAACAGAACGUUUCUCUGGCUAUUCUCAGCUCUCAUGAGAAUGGCUUCAUGGAGGACCUGGACAAGACGUGGGUUCGAUACCAGGAGUGCGACUCAAGGAGCAACGCGCCGGCUACCCUCACCUUCGAGAACAUGGCAGGUGUGUUCAUGCUAGUCGCCGGAGGAAUCGUCGCUGGGAUCUUCCUCAUCUUCAUCGAGAUCGCCUACAAACGGCACAAAGAUGCCCGCAGGAAACAGAUGCAGCUCGCCUUUGCCGCCGUCAACGUGUGGAGGAAGAACCUGCAGCCAUAUCCGACUGACAUCACUGGACAGCUCAACCUAUCAGAUCCCUCCGUCAGCACCGUGGUCUGAGAGAGGGAGGAGAGCGAGCGAGGAGCUGCUGCUGAGCCACAAAACACACAACAGGCACACAACAGACACACAACACACAACAGACACACAACACACACAACAGACACAACACACACAGAACACAACAGACACACAACAGAUGGGAGGACGACAACAUGUUGACAUCAGGACAUUUCUGUCUACACUAAAGAGGACCUCACAUGGAGGAUUAACACCUUGGUCCUCACAAAGAUAGUAACACUAACACACAUACACACACAGUAACACACACAAAGACACACAUAUUAACACACACACACUCCUCCUUGCUUGUAGCUGUCAGCCUCCAUCCAGAGGGUCUUUUAUUUUGAAAGAACCAACCUGGUUUUAUUUUGAUUGUAAUUCUGUUCCUGUUAAUCACAAUGAUUGGUUGCACUGGCCUGGUUCGACCACCAGUUUAUUCUAUCUGCUUCUAACUGGUUUCUACUGGUUAUAUGUGGUUCUAUGUGGUUCUAUCUGGUUCUAUCUGGUGACGCCUUUGUUUCUCAACUUGAGCUCAUGAAAUCCAACACAGCUGUUUCCUUUAAACGUGAACACAAACCUGUCAAUAAGGAACCACUGAUGGAGAACCCGUCGAUGGAGAACCCGUCGAAGGGGAACCCGUCGAUGGGGAACCCGUCGAUGGGGAACCCGUCGAAGGGGAACCCGUCGAUGGGGAACCCGUCGAUGGGGAACCCGUCGAUGGGGAACCCGUCGAAGGGGAACCCGUCGAAGGGGAACCCGUCGAUGGGGAACCCGUCGAUGGGGAACCCGUCGAAGGGGAACCCGUCGAAGGGGAACCCACUGAUGGGGAACCCGUCGGUGGUAGAGCUGGUUUCUAUCAGUGUUGGGCGGAGCCUCUGAAACAGAAAGUUUAGCAGAACUACAAACAUGUCCUGAAUCUCUAAACCUGACUGAGGUGUUCCACCACUAAGGCUGCUGGGUAAUGUAGUCUGUAGAGAGACUGAUCUGAUUGGAUCGUGAUGCUGUUUGCACGUGCUCAGUGUCAAAGCUCUUAGAGGAACACGUUUCCUGUUUGUACAGAAACGUUCUCAAAGGCUUAAAAGACGUUUAGGAUGAAAUGAAAACUCUACAGUGUGAAAGAACUUUUCAAAUGUCCGGUUUGUUCUUUUAUUUUCUUAUAUGAGAUAAAAACUCCGUGAAAAUCAGGAUUUCUAUGUGGAUUUAUCAUCAGUCUAAAGUGUUCCACAGAAACCAAUGUUCCCCUAGUUCUCAUUAAUAUCACAGUGGAACUCACUGGUUGGAAAUAGUUUUUGUAUUAAAUAAUUUAACUGUUCAGCUGCAUUUUGUCUAAGAUUCUCCACACUGUAGAAAUAUAGAAAUAUUGGAAGAAUAAUUCAUAUUCAUGUUUAUCUUAAUUAUUUGGUUUUAAAACCGUCACAUUUGAAGAUAAUGGAUGAACGCUCCUCCAGUGGUUCUCCAGGAGAACAUUAAAGGACUUUUACAGGAAUUUAUGAUUUUUUAAACUAUUAUUUCAUGAUCAGAGCAGCAGUUGUUCAGGUGAACAAACUUUGUGUUCCCAGAGGCUCCGCCACCGCUCCCAGGGCCUGCUGGGAGUUGUAGUCACUGCCCCUCCUCCUGUGAUGUCAUCUGUCUACCUCCUGCCAAUCAGAAGCUGAUGUCCUGUGGAAACCUCCUAACUCCAGUGGGCCUGUUCACUCAGGUCUGCUGGAGUUAGGAGGUUUCCACAAACACCCAAUCAGACGAGAAGAUGAAAGCCGAGAACGUCACUGAGACAGGAAGGCUUUUAUUUUGAAAGACAGGUGUUUUGUGGUCACCUUUAGGUCACAUUUAAACUCACAGAGAUGUGAACAGUCACAGCUCACUUUGAGUUUGUACAAAACAACAACAUAAAAAGAAUAACGAGUACAACGAUCAUUUAUUGUUAUAAUAAUUCAUUUAGAUGAAGUCAGUUCAGCUUUAAUUAAAGGAUUCAUUCCUUAACCUUCACUUCCAGCUUCAUUAUAGUCAUGUUUUCUACAUAAAUAAAAAACACUUAUAGACAUAAAGCAGCUUUUUAUGCAGCCUUUAUAUUUGCCACUACUAUGUAAAAGCACAUUUAUUCAAUCAUAAAUAUGUGAAUGUUGUACAGACGUGUUUGUGUUUAAAUAUAUCUAAAGGCUCAGCGUCACCGUUUAACAUUCACAAGAUGUUUUCAUCUGCAGACCAGCGUGUUUUACACUUUAGUUACAGAACGUUAAAAUAUUUUAGUGUAUAAAUAUACAUAAUAAUAAUAUCUAAGUGGUAGAACACCUGUACACUGUCACUGUUAGGACGUUUUUGGAUUCGUAAACGAGCAGAAUAUCGAUGUUUUUUAGCUUAACGUCAGUAAAUACGAGAUAUUUUUAAAAAAAGGAGUAAAUCUGUUAAAAACAAGCAUUCAGGUUCUGUUAGUGCAUGUUAGCCUUUAAAGAACGCUUUAGAGAAGAACGUUCUGGUUCCUGAACCCUGGUGACCUGUGCAGGUUCUGGUUCCUGUUGGCUGCAGAACAAAUGUUUUUCCGUGUUCUCGGUGACGCUCGGCUGCAGGUGAGCUGCUCCGACCGACGGGUAGAACCCACCCGGUCCUCGGAUCCACAGAACUCCUCGUUCCGUCUGCUGAGUUCAGUGGAGUUUGUUUUGUUCACCUUUAGACCCUGAAACACGAGGAAAUAAAUAAUGUAACCAGAUGGAUCCUGAGCUGAAAGGUUCCAGGUUCCACUUCAUUUCUUCCUUUAAACUUCCACUCAGCUUCAGAACCUUCAUGUGUUUUCAUCUAAACACUUAGAACAGAUCUUUAGGGUUUCAACACCAGUGUUCUUUCUUUUAGGGUUAAUUAAAGGAUUAAUAAUCAUUGUUCAAAUGCCUCCAGAAGGCGGUUCCGCAAUGUUCUCUACAUGAAUAAAAAUAAUAACAUGUUAGACAUCAUUUUCUCCAAUAAAAAAAAACUCACAGAGAUUAAAUCAUUUUUACUGAUUUCAGUUCAACAGAAGGAUUCAGAUCUUCCGUUUUAGACGUUUCCCUCUGGACAGAAAUUGUCUUCAAGAUCAAUCAGGAACCCAUCAACAGGGAACCCGUCAAUGAGGAACCUGUUUAUGGGGAACCAAUUCCAACCUGUCGAUCAGGAACCCGUCGGUGGUAGAGCUGGUUUCUAUCAGUGUUGGGCGGAGCCUCUGGAACAGGAAGUUUAGCAGAACUACAAACAUGUCCUGAAUCUCUAAACCUGACUGAGGUGUUCCACUGCUAAGGCUGCUGGGUAAUGUAGUCUGUAGAGAGACUGAUCUGAUUGGAUCGUGAUGCUGUUUGCACGUGCUCAGUGUCAAAGCUCUUAGAGGAACACGUUUCCUGUUUGAACAGAAACGUUCUCAAAGGCUUAAAAGACGUUUAGGAUGAAAUGAAAACUCUACAGUGUGAAAGACCGUCUGAACCGUCUGCUUUAUGAUCAGUGUUGCUCCAGCAGUGAUUAAAAUGUUCCACUAGUCCUCAUAAAUGUCACCAUAAUAUAGUUUCUAUGUUCAAUAACUUAACUGUUAAGCUGCAUUUCAUCUAAAAUUCUCCACUCUGUAGUAGAAAUAUAUAUUCAUUAUUUUAAUUAGAGUUGGAAAUCUAGUUUCCAACUUUCAUUAUUUUAUUUUUUUCACUUUAUAUCAUUGCAUUUUACUGAUUUAAUGACAUUAAACUGAAAUAUGAAGCUCUUUGACUCCAGAAUGAUUAGUUUGACAUAAAGACGUUAAAAUCACCAAUCGACUGAUAGACAGCAUCUUCAGACUCUCUUUAUCAUUUUAAAUAUUCAUUUAGACUUUAAAUUUUACGUUUUUACUGAAAAUAUAUAUUAGUUCUAAGUAUCAGUCAAUCGAUAAUAUCAGCCAUUAAAAGUACCGUCAGCUGCCCCCUAAUGUAACAUUUAUACGACGUUAAACUGGGAUGUUGAUUAGAACUACUCAAUUUAUUUUGAAAUCACCAAACAGGACGGGAGUCUAAAGUUAAAGCUGAUCAAUCAACAGUAUUGAUCGCUGAUUGGUGGAUUCAGUGGACGUUGUUGGAGCAGCUCAUCCUGAAGCUUCAGUCUGAUGUCACCGUUUUUAUGUUUGUGAUGAUUCUGAUGUAAAUGAUGAAGAUGAUGAUGAAGAUGUUUGAUCGUAUUGAUCUGUGAUCAGAGAGCAACGCUGGCCGCAGUAGAAGAAGAAGAUGAGAUGUUUCUGUCAGACUUUAUUUUCUGUAGAAGAAGUUUCCUCCUUCGUCCAGUCGGCCUGAACGUCAGCUCCUUUGGUUUGUUUUUGGUUUGUUUUCAGUUUGUUUUUUGUUUUUGUGUUUGUUUUGUGUUUAUUUUUUGUUUGUUUUUGGUUUGUUUUUGGUUUAUUUUUAGUUUGUUUUUUGUUUGUUUUGUGUUUAUUUUUUGUUUGUUUUUUGUUUGUUUUCGGUUUAUUUUUAGUUUGUUUUUUGUUUGUUUUCGGUUUGUUUUCAGUUUGUUUUUUGUUUUUGUGUUUGUUUUGUGUUUAUUUUUUUGUUUGUUUUUGGUUUGUUUUCGGUUUAUUUUUAGUUUGUUUUUUGUUUGUUUUGUGUUUAUUUUAGUUUGUUUUCAGUUUGUUUUCGGUUUUCUGAACGUUUCUGUAUAAAGCCGACACUGUAGCUGCUUGGCUAUCGAGAUUCACCUGAAACACUUUUAGAAGAAGUGAAAUGUGAAAUUUUUGCAAAGUUCAGUGUAAUUUAAUCGACACCGUUCAGUUGUUGCACUUUGUUGAAUCCAGUCGAUGUUUUUAGUGAAACUGAAACUUAAACCUGCGAAGCGUCAAAUCUGUGAACAGCAUCAACAGUUUCUGUAAUAAAAUCAUAUUUAUUUGA
This is a messenger RNA of Acanthochromis polyacanthus (spiny chromis), 8043 nucleotides long. RefSeq names its product glutamate receptor, ionotropic, N-methyl D-aspartate 1b (gene grin1b). Gene Ontology annotation, cellular component: neuron projection; NMDA selective glutamate receptor complex; plasma membrane. Gene Ontology annotation, biological process: monoatomic ion transport; ionotropic glutamate receptor signaling pathway; regulation of membrane potential. NCBI's taxonomy places the organism in Eukaryota, Metazoa, Chordata, Actinopteri, Pomacentridae. Bases 467 to 3184 code for a protein of 905 amino acids. The transcript is spliced from 21 exons. The record is from RefSeq and is a predicted model, not a curated record. Gene Ontology annotation, molecular function: NMDA glutamate receptor activity.